AUGGUAAGCCCUGCUGCUACACCGCUUGUAUCGACAUCUGAUCAUCCUUGUAUGCUGACUGGUAGUGAUGUAGCUGUAGAGGGUAGCUCAGGAUGUGUGGCCGCCACAUCUGGGGCCGCUCCACUCGAUGUGGAGAUGGGGGAGGCGGCCCCCACACUAGAACAACGCCGCGCCGAGUUAGCUCGGCAGCUGGGCCUCCUGCAGGCAGAGGAUGCUGCCCUCCAAGAGGAGCAGCGCCUCCGAACCCUGCGGGAGGCCCUGCAAUCAGGGGAUGUGGGCAUAAAGAAGGAGGUGAAGGAGGAGAGGGAGUAA
Molecule: messenger RNA, 312 nt
Organism: Penicillium chermesinum
Lineage: Eukaryota; Fungi; Ascomycota; Eurotiomycetes; Eurotiales; Aspergillaceae
Exons: 1
Coding region: 1-312 (103 amino acids)
Source: RefSeq, a predicted model, not a curated record